This is a messenger RNA of Diplodia corticola, 1887 nucleotides long. RefSeq names its product mfs multidrug transporter. NCBI's taxonomy places the organism in Eukaryota, Fungi, Ascomycota, Dothideomycetes, Botryosphaeriales, Botryosphaeriaceae. Gene Ontology annotation, cellular component: membrane. Gene Ontology annotation, biological process: transmembrane transport. Gene Ontology annotation, molecular function: transmembrane transporter activity. The coding region runs from base 1 to 1887 and encodes 628 amino acids. The transcript has 4 exons. The record is from RefSeq and is a predicted model, not a curated record.
AUGGCACGGGAAACUUCAAAGUCGUUGGCUUCAGACUCCGGUCUGGAAAAGGAGCUCACCGAGGACAUACCACACCGCGCUUCGUCAAUCUCGUCCGAUUCCUCAGUUUCGUCCGACGACGCUUCUGCCCGCCGCCGCGAAUCCUUGCAAAUCACCCAAAUCGGCGGCGACCUUGGCCUGAGGGCCACCGUCUCGAGAACCAGCGUCAAAAGUGAAGGCGCCCUGAGUCGUAUGAGAACAGGCGUUUCCAUUGCAACCAAUGCGACCUCUGACCCGGCUUUCGAGGUCGACUGGGAUCCAAAUGGAGACGAGGGGAAUCCCAAAGAGUGGUCGCUAUGGUAUCGAUCCUGCAUCAUUGCCAUCGUGUCUUUCUCUACCACUUCUGUCGUAAUGUAUUCCACCUCAUACUCGGCCGGCAUUCCAGGUAUGAUGGAAUCGUUCGGCAUCACGAACAAGACGCUCCUCGUCCUCGGAAUCACCACCUACCUCCUCGGCCUUGCCAUUGGCUCCGUCAUCCUUGCCCCGCUUUCAGAAAUGUACGGCCGCCGGCCCAUCUACCUCAUCAGCCUGGUCAUGUUCACCAUCCUCGUCAUCCCGUGCGCCUUGGCCCGCAACCUCGAAGCCGUCUUGCUCACGAGGUUCUUCGGAGCCCUGGCUGGCUCGGCCAUGAUCAGCAAUGCGCCUGGGACGGUUGGCGAUAUCGUCUCGGAUGAAUACCGCGCAUUGGCCUUCAGCAUCUGGAGCAUUGGGCCCAUGAACGGUCCCGUGAUAGGGCCCGUCAUGGGUGGUUUCGUGUUCCAGUACCUCGGUUGGCGCUGGACCAACUGGGUCGUCAUGUGCUGCUCCGGCGCAAGCUUAGUCCUCAUGCUCUUCGUCAGGGAGACAUACGCCCCAACCCUCCUCCGCAACCGCGCCGCCAGGACGAGGGAGGAGACGGGCAACCCGCGGUGGUGGUGCCGGUACGACGACAAGACCGCCUUCUGGCCGCUGCUCAAGACGAACCUAUCCCGGCCGUUCGUGAUGGCCGUGACCGAGCCCAUCUGCAUAUUCUGGAACCUCUACAUCGCCAUCGUCUACGCCAUCCUCUACCUCUGCUUCGUCGCCUACCCCAUCAUCUUCACCGACCUCCGCGGCUGGACCCCCGGCGCCACCGGCCUCGCCUACGUCGGCAUCGGCCUCGGCGGCCUCCUCACCAUCUUCUCCGAGCCCCUCCUCCGCCGCUACAUCAUCAACGCGCACCCGCCCGACCCGCUCACCGGCGCCCGCCCCCCGGAAGCCUCCGUCGCCGUCGUCUGCGUCGCCGCGCUGCUCAUCCCCCUGGGCGAGCUGUGGUUCGCGUGGACGUGCCGGCCGCCGACGAGCGCCUUCGCCGCCGUCGCCGCGGGCGUGCCCUUCGGCGCGGGCAACUGCGCCGUCUUCAUCUACGCCACCAGCUACCUCGCCGGCUGCUACGGCGUCUUCGCGGCGUCGGCCAUCGCGGGCAACAGCGUGCUGCGCUCCGCCGUCGGCGGGACGCUGCCGCUCGCGGGGCCGGCGCUGUAUGCCGCGUUGGGCCCGCAGUGGGCGGGGACGCUGCUGGGCGUGUUGGAGCUGUGCAUCGCGCCGAUUCCGUUUGUGUUUUAUAGGUAUGGCGGGAGGAUUAGGGAGAGGAGUCGGUUGAUUGGGGAGAUGGAGAGGGAUAGGGCGAGGUUGGAGGGGAAGAAGACGGCGGCGGCGGGGAGGGGAGGUGGUGUGCUGGGGAGGAUGGAGGAGGGGGCGGCGAGGACGACGACAAGGAGGAGUAUGGAUGAGGUGGAGGAGGAGAAGGUGGGGGUUGAGGAGGCGGAGGAUUUGGAGAAGGGUGGUGGGAAGGUGGUGUUGGGUGGGGUGAGGGAGUCGGAGGUGUGA